GCCUCGAGUGUCCAGCAAAAAUAGCUGCACAGGUCGCCCUGGGAGACCAUCGGCGGUUUGAAUGCACCCAGGUUGUGGCGCCAGCGAAGUCAUGAACCAGAGCGAAGAAAAGUGGGGGCAUCGACGGCAGGCUCCGCCAACGUCCAAGGAGGUGACCAAGUUCGACACGAUGAUGGCCGAGGUCGACGACGCCGCCCCAGACGACUCGAGUGACGCGAAAGCCCUGGACGCUCGUUUCACAAAGCAGCUGCACUUGGCCCGCGCCGCCAUCCGCGACAACUGCGGCGACAGCGACGACGGCAACGACGGCUCAGACGAUGAAGUAACCACAGCGCGGGUUGCCCACGCCAAGGAGGGGAGCUUUGACGUGUACCGGACGACGCUGCCCGAAAUCAGCGUCGACCUAAAUGCAUUGCGCAACUUUGUAACUCGAGCGCCUGCAAAAGGCAACAAGGCCGUCCAGUGCUACGUCGAGCGAGACAAGAGCGGGGUUCAUAUGAUGCGGCCUGUAUAUCGCCUCUUUCUCGAAGAUGGCAAACAGUUCUUGCUCGGCGCUCAGAAGCGGAUCAAGAACAAAACGUCCAACUACCUCCUGUCCAUGGACAGGUGCCCAACGGACCGACGCAGCGGGCUCAUUGUCGGCAAGCUGCGGGGCAACUGGUCGGGGGCGUCGUACACCAUGUACGACCAAGGGCUGAAUCCGUCCAAGACGUCGCUGGCAUCCAACGUCCGGUGCAUUCUCGGUGUUGUCGACUUUACGUACGACAAGAUGGGCCCUGGGCGGAUGGCCAUUCGCAUACCGUCUGUGAAUGCGGCGGGAGUGGCAACUCCGCUAAAAGACAAAGGCGGCGCCGACGACGCCAAGGGAUCGAAUGACGGUGGAGAUGACGACGACGACCUCCUCGUCGUGAAGUUGCGUAACAAGCGCCCCAAGUACGACGAGAAGGCGCGGGGGCACGUGCUGAAUUUCAACGGACGGGUUACCAUGUCGAGCGUCAAGAAUUUUCAGCUCCAGUGCGACGGCGAUGCCAACGCGGACGUCGUCAUGCAGUUUGGUCGCGUGUCCUGUCAGCCCCCGGGGCCCAACGAGCAGUGUUCGUGCCACAAGCAUAUGUUUAACUUAGACUACAAGCAUCCGCUGUCAGCGGUCCAAGCGUUUGCUGUGUGCUUGGCGACCAUGGACGGCAAGCUAGCCGACAACAAGACAUUCGACGCGCUCAGUGAGUUGGCCAAGCGAAAGUAGAACGUCGGGGUUCGUGGCGGCGGCUCGAAACGAGCUGGACAUGUACCUCAGUCACUCACGGCCAGGACUUGGUGGACAGACAUCAAAUAGACGUGACCUUUUGUCCGCCAAGUGUGCCACGUCAUUCCAUCGGGAGUUGCUGCUUUAGAUCGCUA
This is a messenger RNA of Aphanomyces invadans, 1398 nucleotides long. RefSeq lists its product as hypothetical. The coding region runs from base 62 to 1243 and encodes 393 amino acids. The transcript has 9 exons. The record is from RefSeq and is a predicted model, not a curated record. NCBI's taxonomy places the organism in Eukaryota, Oomycota, Saprolegniomycetes, Saprolegniales, Verrucalvaceae.